Messenger RNA from Naegleria gruberi, 711 nucleotides. RefSeq lists its product as uncharacterized. The transcript has a single exon. NCBI's taxonomy places the organism in Eukaryota, Heterolobosea, Eutetramitea, Acrasida, Naegleriidae. The record is from RefSeq and is a predicted model, not a curated record. Bases 1 to 711 code for a protein of 236 amino acids.
AUGUCUAAACGUGGAGUGGUGGUUUCACAAUCAAUGAUGACGGCUUUAAUACUGUUGUUGCUGCUCAUUGUCAAUUUUUCUAACUGUAUUAGAGUACAUUUCGACUUGAGCUAUCUGGAAAAUGAUGAAAGUCAACGAUCAUGUUAUUCCGAGGGUUCAUCUUAUGUGAGAGGUGAUAUUUCAGGAUUUUCAUCACUACCAUCAUGUGAUGCAACAGACAACGACAAAUUAUUAACACUCCCUCCUGAUUCUUGUUCAGGAACUUGUCAAAUUUAUGAUGUUGUUAAUAGUUUACAAAUUGGUAUUUGGAAGAAUCAAAUUAUUCCAACUGUACAAUCUAUGCUUUCUGAUUUGAUAACUGUCAAAUCUGAUUAUCGAAUGAAUAAUGAUACAUUCUUAUUGGAUUCAGCCAAUUCACUUCAAUCGAGGUGUCAAUACACAACUGAAUAUGGUGUUCCAAUUCAAAGCAAAUACAAGACACUUACAAAUGAAACUCUGAGUGGUGUGGAUUUAGUUGUAUUUGUUACAAUGAGACCUGUUAGUAUGGUGUUUAAGGGGAGUGGAAUGAUGUGUCUCUCUCAAUCAAUUAAUGGAACCAAGAGACCAGUAAUGGGAUUGAUUAAUAUUUCGACGAAUUAUUUCAAUUCAUUGAAUCCUCGUUCGAGAAUCAUGAUGAUUCUUCACAUGAUGGUUUGUAUUGGAAUUUUAUAA